Messenger RNA from Boleophthalmus pectinirostris (great blue-spotted mudskipper), 5450 nucleotides. It is a transcript of the gene abcc12, whose product is annotated as ATP-binding cassette, sub-family C (CFTR/MRP), member 12. Gene Ontology annotation, biological process: transmembrane transport. The coding region runs from base 706 to 4782 and encodes 1358 amino acids. NCBI's taxonomy places the organism in Eukaryota, Metazoa, Chordata, Actinopteri, Gobiiformes, Gobiidae. The transcript is spliced from 31 exons. Gene Ontology annotation, molecular function: ATP binding; ABC-type transporter activity; ATP hydrolysis activity. The record is from RefSeq and is a predicted model, not a curated record. Gene Ontology annotation, cellular component: membrane.
AUUGACUCCUGAUAUUUUUACAGUAUGUAACUAUGACUAAGAAUAUUUCUAGUUAAAAAAUAACUCAGAACCUUAGAUUAUUUCUAGUUAAAAAAUAACUCAGAACCUCAUAAGGCCAAAAGUUAGUGCAACAAAAUGUUAGAAAUGACCUGAUUUAAAUCAGUUUGACUUUCAUCACAGCAACAAAACACCACCCUUAAAAAAAAAAGCAAAAUGUUAAAAUAAUUAUAAAUUAAAAAAUGAAUGAAAUUAUUAAAUACAUUUUUAGAAGGACUUAAGAGCAAUGUGGUAAUACACUAAGAGCAUGUUUUUCUUACUAAUACUGUCUAAAGUAAUUACUCAAAAAAAAAAAAAAAAAAAAGAACAAAAAACAAAAAAACAAACAAAAAAAAAGAAACAACUGAAUAAAAUGCUUGCUGUGCAAUGAAGUAAAUGUAUCCUCUGUAAACUUUACAAAUGUGUAAAUACAUAAAGAUAUGAUUGUUAAUUUAAAGGACGUAGUGUCACGUGGUGGUUGUGUGUUUUGUUCAUCUCUGUCCACACAAACCUUUGGCCUCAUAACUGUUAGGAAGCCUGACACAUGUGAUCAAGAGGGAGAUUCAGCCUGUAAUCACAGCCCAGUUUUAGGGCUCUGACUAUGAUCAGAUAGUGCUUUUCAGAAGUAAAUAAUUUGUAUUCACGUGGGGUUCUUAAAAGAACAACACAAUGAAGAAAAAGUAUUCAGAUUCAGUAGAAACGAGUAGAGUGAAUGCAGUUUUUCCGUCACACAAUGGAGACCUGUGGACUGUAAAUCUGACAGGAGACACCAGGAUGGACAAUGAGGCUGUACAACGCCCAGCUGGAUUUAGAAAAUACUACCAGAGCUUCCAGACCCUCAAACCCAUCCGCUUUUCUUCACCUGAGUCAAAUCCACAAGACAAUGCAGGUUUUCUAUCCUUUUCUACAUUUGCCUGGAUGACAACUAUUUUGUGGUCUGUUUUCCGAAAAAAAUUUGACUUAAAUUCACUUUGUAUAUCGCCAUAUGAUGCAUCUGAUUUCAGCACAGACAGACUUAACAGAUUAUGGGAAGAGGAAAUGGCCAGAGUGGGAGAAGACAAAGCAUCUUUAAGUCGAGUGCUGAGGAGGUUUCUGAGAACCAGGCUCAUUGUGUCCUUUAUUGUUGGAGCUUUUGCAAUGCUGGCAGCAUUUCUAGGGCCAGCUAUAAUGGUUUAUCAGAUUCUUCAAUACAUUAGUCAUCCAGAGACUCACACAUUAGCCAGAGGAGUAGGUCUGGCCUUGGGGUUGUUCACAUCUGAAUUCAGCAAAGGUUUCUUCAUUUCUCUGUUCUGGGCCAUCAACCUGCGCUCAGCUGUCAGAUUGAAAGGAGCCUUCUCAGCUCUAGCUUUCCAGAAGAUCCUCUCCCUUCGAGUCAACAGUGGCCUUCCUAUGGGCGAGUUGAUUAAUGUCUUAAACAGUGAUGGGCACCGUGUCUUUGAAGCAGCCACAUUAGGGAACUUUUUACUGGUCUCACCAGUGCUUUUAAUUACAUGUAUUGUCUAUGCCUGUUACGUGUUGGGUCCUACCGCCCUGGCAGGUGUCAUCACCUACAUACUUCUAAUCCCUUUACAGAUCUAUAUCAGCAAAAUGAUUGAAAAAUUCAAAUUUCUUGCCAUUAAGUCAACUGAUAAACGAAUUCGCAAAAUGAAUGAGAUUCUAAAUGGCAUCAAAUUUAUCAAGAUGUAUGCCUGGGAAGAAAGCUUUGAGAAGGAAGUUGCAGGUAUCAGGAAGGAAGAAAGGAGAAAUAUUAGAAAUGCCAGUUAUUUUGAGAAUACCAAUAUCAGCAUCUCUACUCUUUCUCCUCUCGUUACCACAGUGAUCACUUUUUUGGUGCACACUGCCUUUGGCUUAUCACUGACUCCUGCUAAUGCAUUUUCCACCAUUUCCAUAUUUAAUGCAAUGAGGUUCAGUCUCACUGUAUUACCUAUAGCUAUCAGAGCUAUUGCUAUUGCUGAUGUUUCUGUUGGACGCCUCCAGAAAGUACUGCGUGUCAAGAAUCCAGAACCAUACCUGACUGGAGGAAAGGACCCAGACUUGGCUGUAGUCAUGGAGAAUGCUACACUCUCUUGGGUCGGACCAGAUGAAGAGACAGAACCUAAGACUCAGACUGAAGACAAGGAGCAACCUUCAGAACCCCAGUUGGAGGUCAAGCCCACUUUGAAGAACAUCUCCUUCACAUUACCAAAGGGUAAACUGCUUGGAAUUUGUGGGAACGUUGGGAGUGGGAAAACAUCCCUCAUUGCAGCCAUUUUAGAGCAGAUGUACCUUCAGCAGGGCUCAGUUGUGGUCAAUGGCACCUUUGCCUAUGUAGCUCAGCAAGCCUGGAUAUUCCAUGGGACUGUCCAAGAAAAUAUUCUGAUGGAUGAACCCUUUGAUCAGAACAAAUACGAAAAAGUCCUGAACAUCUGUAGUCUCCGUGCUGACUUAGACAUUCUUCCAUAUGGAGAUCAAACUGAGAUAGGAGAGAGAGGUCUGAACUUGUCAGGAGGGCAGAAGCAGAGGAUCAGUUUGGCCAGAGCGGUCUACUCCAACAGAGACAUUGUUCUUCUGGAUGAUCCUCUGUCAGCUGUUGAUGCCCAUGUGGGGAAACACAUCUUUGAAGAAUGCAUCAUGAAGGCACUCCAUGGAAAGUCUGUCAUACUGAUUACACAUCAACUACAGUAUAUGGAGUUUUGUGAUAGCAUUUUGUUGCUGGAAGAUGGAGAGAUUGUUGAAAGUGGGCAUCACCAGGAGCUGAUGGAAUUUAAUAAGCGCUACGCUCAGCUUAUUAGCAACUACCAAAAACAGCAGUCCAAAGCACAGAAAGAUGAAAAUGAAAUAUCCAUUCCAGACAGAAUCCAGGAAGAAUCCAAUCGAAUGGCCCAAGCAGAAAGUGGAAUAGAUAACCCAGCAUUUGAUACGUCAGAUGAAAACAUUGGGUCAGUUUCCCUGAAAUCUCCUGUAGACAAAGACCAGCUUGUUAAACAUGAAACUGAGGUCACCAUGAAAUGGGGAAUCUACUACGGUUACAUUAAGGCAGUAGGAGGAUUAUGUGUUGUAUUUCUGAUGCUGGUGAUCUUUGUCUUGCAAGUCGGAUCCACAGCCUUUGGCAACUGGUGGCUCAGUUACUGGCUUGGACAGGGUAAUGGGUCCAGUGAGACCACUUCAAACUCUGGCAACAUCACUGAAAACCCUCAGCUUCACUUUUAUCAAAUGAUUUAUGGUUUAAUUGUUGUUGUCAUACUAGGACUAGUCCUUUUAAAGUGCUUUGUCUACACAGGCAUAACAAUUAAUGCUGCCUGCAAGUAUCAUGACAAAAUGUUCAGAAAUGUCCUGUCUUGUCCCAUGAGUUUCUUUGACACAACACCAACUGGCCGUAUUCUGAACCGCUUUACCAAAGACCAAGAAGAAGUGGACUCGAUGCUUCCACAGCACAUUGACCUUUUGGUUCAAUAUUGUCUUUUAGUCACCUUUACUUUCAUUGUUAUUGCCUCCAUCUUUCCAUUGAUGCUCUUGGGUGUGCUGGUUUUUGGAGUCUUGUUUGCAGUCAUCCACUUUAUAUUCCGAGGAGGUAUUCGACAGAUGAAGGAAAUCGAGAAUAUAAGUCGCUCACCCUGUAUUUCACUGACCACUUCAGCACUGCAAGGCCUGAGCACAAUCCAUGCUUAUAACAUUAAAGACAGCCAGUUAGCAAUGUUUAAGGUGCUUACAGAUGUGAACUCAAACCACAUUUAUCUGUUUAAUUCUGCAUCAAGAUGGCUGUCAUUCUGUCUGGAUUCUUUGUCCGCCACCAUUUGCUUAUUAGUAUCAUUGUUUGUUAUUUUCAGUAGUAACGACCUUAUACCACCAUCUCUGAAAGGACUGGCCAUGUCAUACACAGUACAGCUGACAGUAAUGAUUCAGUUUGUUGUGAGAAUGUCAACGGAGGUGGAGGCGAAGUUCACCUCAGUGGAGCGUCUUCAAGAAUACAUUAAAGAUAGUACAUCUGAGUCUCCCAGACAAGUGCAAAAUGCUCCAAUUCCCCAAAAGUGGCCAGUGAAUGGGGCAAUCACUUUCCAGAACUAUAAGAUGAGAUACAGAGAAAACACGCCUAUUGUCUUAAAUGGGUUGGACGUGUCCAUCAAAGGUGGAGAGAAGCUUGGCAUUGUCGGAAGAACAGGGUCAGGAAAGUCAUCUUUGGUUGUAGCUUUGUUCCGUCUGGUGGAGCCCACAGAAGGAUCUAUCCUGAUAGAUGGAGUGGACAUAGCCACCAUUGGUCUGCAUGAUCUGCGCAGCAAACUCUCUGUCAUCCCUCAAGACCCAGUUCUCUUUAUUGGCACUGUCAGAUAUAACGUGGACCCUUUUGACAAUUACAGUGAUGAUGAAAUUUGGACAGCACUGGAGAAAACCUGCAUGAAAGAAUCUAUCUCACAGCUUGAGGAGAAGUUACUCGCUCCAGUAUUGGAAAAUGGAGAGAACUUCUCAGUAGGAGAAAGACAACUGCUGUGUAUGGCUCGAGCUCUAUUGCGCAAUUCAAAGAUUAUUGUGCUGGAUGAGGCGACAGCAUCCAUCGACGCAGAGACAGACGCUCUCAUCCAGAAUACAAUCAAAGAAGCCUUCCAGGACUGCACUGUGUUGACCAUUGCACACCGCAUCAACACCGUUCUGACCUCUGACCGUAUUCUAGUCAUAGACCAUGGACAGGUGGCAGAACUGGACACACCAGACGUGCUACAGCAGAGGCCAGAUUCCAUCUUCUCUUCUCUGAUGGAGGCUGCUAACACUUGAAGCAACUGAGGACAUUUACACUCAUUUACACUCACACACAUUAUCAAUUGUGAUGUUUCUGGGGAUGUUCAGACUAUUUAACUAUUUUACUACAAUUAACAAACCAUUUAUAGACUUUUGGUGACUUAAAAUGACUUCAGCGUUUGACAGUCAUUUCUUUACCUACAUGAACUUUGUGUCAAGUUUUUUACUGAAGGGUUAUCAUUUGUUUUUGCACUAAAGCUCCUAGUUUGACACUGACAAUAAACUGAAAAGGUUUUACACAGUUUUGAAAGACAAAUAGGAAAAAUUAAGAAUAAAAAUAAUGCAUUCCAUGUAGCCUACAUACAGACCAUGUGAAACAGCAUUCAGAGUUGUUCAUGUCACACAGGGGCAAUUUUCUUUAUUUUACAUUACCAUUACAUGACACUGCUCUUAUUUUUAAACAGUGAUCAUGAUAAAUAUUAUAGACUUGCUCUGAUAACUUUUUCAGUUCAUUUUAGCUUUACUUUAGUACUGGUUCCAUAAUCAGAUUGUGAAAAAUGUAAUGUAACAAUUGAAAUUGCUGUAAUUUUUUGUACUUUUAAUUUCAUUUGGGUGAAGCUCAGUAAAUUUGAUUGCCCUGCUAUACAAUCAUCACAAGCACAGUGAAACCAGAGGAAAUAGACCGUGUAAUGCUAGGACUGAAU